Messenger RNA from Lycium ferocissimum, 2041 nucleotides. Its product is annotated as patellin-3-like. Gene Ontology annotation, molecular function: lipid binding. Bases 160 to 1815 code for a protein of 551 amino acids. The record is from RefSeq and is a predicted model, not a curated record. The transcript is spliced from 4 exons. NCBI's taxonomy places the organism in Eukaryota, Viridiplantae, Streptophyta, Magnoliopsida, Solanales, Solanaceae.
CCCGCACCCCCACGAACUCACACCUAUACAUACAGCACACACAUAUAAACCCUCACCAUUACCACCAUUUUCACCAUUACCAAACAUUUCUUCUAAACCCCACCUCUCAAAAUCCCUUCUUUAAUAACCCCUUUUCAUUUGAUCGGAAAAAUCAAGAAAAUGGCUGAAGUAACAAAGAAAAUAGCUGAAGAAACAACCCCAGAAGUUGUAGUUUCUGAAACACCUCAACCUGAACCUGAAAAGUUGCCUGAGUCACCGGAAAAACAACCUGCUCCGGUCACCGGUGAAACCAACGUUGAAGAUGAAAAGGAAAAGGAGAAAGACCUUGUUGGUGAAUCCAAUUCAUUUAAGGAAGAAAGUAACAAAGUUGAUGAACUCCCUAAUCCUGAACAAAAAGCAUUAGCUGAAUUCAAACAGUUAAUUCAAGAAGCUCUUAACAAACAUGAAUUCACCACUCCUCCACCACCACCAUCGCCGCCGUCAACCACCGCACCGGAAAAUCAAGAAUUGGAGAAAAAUGAGGAAAAAGUGACACCACCGGAAAAGCAAGAAACUCCGGCGGCGGAACCGGUGGAAACGGUGGCGGAACCGGCGGAAAUGGUGGAGGAACCGGUGGCUACGGCGGAGGAACCGGUGGCGAAGGUGGAGGAACCGGUGGCGAAGGUGGAGGAGAAGGUGGAGGCAGUUGAAGAAAUCAAGGAAACAAUUGUUGAAGUAACUGCCACGGUGGCAGAGGAACCAAAAAUGGAGGACACGUCAUCACCACCAGCACCACCACCAGAAGAAGUAUCUAUAUGGGGAAUACCACUUUUAUCAGAUGAGAGAAGUGAUGUAAUACUUCUCAAGUUCCUAAGAGCAAGAGAUUUCAAGGUGAAAGAAGCUUUGUCCAUGUUGAAAAGUGUUGUUGCAUGGCGAAAAGAGUUCAAGAUUGAUGAACUUUUAGAUGAGGAAGAAUUAGGAAAAGGACUUGAAAAAGUUGUGUACAAUCAUGGUGUGGAUAAAGAAGGUCACCCUGUUUGUUACAAUGCAUUUGGUGAGUUCCAAGAUAAGGAAUUGUACCAGAAUACUUUUGCUGAUAAGGAGAAGCUUACCAAGUUCCUUAGAUGGAGAAUUCAGUUUAUGGAGAAGUCUAUCAGGAAUCUUGAUUUCAGUCCUGAUGGUAUUUGCACUUUCGUCCAAGUCAUUGAUCUUAAGAAUUCACCUGGACUUUACUUUUUCAAGAAAGAGCUUCGUCAGGCUACCAACCGUGCUCUUCAAUUGCUCCAGGAUAACUACCCUGAAUUUGUUGCCAAGCAGGUGUUCAUCAAUGUACCAUGGUGGUACCCAGCUUACUACAGGAUGAUAAAUGCAACUUUCACUACAAGGACCAAGAGCAAGUUUGUUUUUGCUGGUCCUUCAAGAUCUGCUGAGACCCUUUACAAAUACAUAGCCCCUGAACAAGUACCAGCACAAUAUGGUGGACUUAGCAAGGAGGGUGAACAAGAAUUCACCACUGCUGAACCUGCCACAGAGGAAAUCAUUAAGCCAGCUUCUAAACACACCAUUGAAUUCCCAGUUACUGAGAAGGGCACAUUGGUUUGGGAAGCAAGAGUGACAGGUUGGGAUGUGUCUUAUGGAGCUGAAUUUGUGCCCAGUGCUGAAGGUGGAUACACCAUUCUCAUAGAGAAAUCAAGAAAGGUUGGUGCAAAUGAAACAAUGAUCAGCACUACCUACAAGGCAGGUGAACCAGGCAAGGUGGUGAUCACAUUUGACAACCAAAGUUCUAAAAAGAAGAAACUUGUUUACAGGUCCAAGAACAAGGUCUCAGAUUGCUGAGGCUUAUUUUGUUCUUGCAUAGAAUUUUUCUUUUGGUUCUAUGGUUGAUAUGAACUAUUAUUUUGGGGUUUUGGGAAAUUUAUUUAAUAUCUUGUUGGGAUUAUUUGUGAAUUUCUUUUUUGUUGUUGGAUUGUUUUUAUUUUAAAUUAUAUGGAAAACAUUGUAAGCGGAUGGAAUGGAGAACAUAUGUGAAAUGGACAGAAAAGUGGUUGAAAUGUGGACAGAA